Molecule: messenger RNA, 973 nt
Organism: Melitaea cinxia (Glanville fritillary)
Lineage: Eukaryota; Metazoa; Arthropoda; Insecta; Lepidoptera; Nymphalidae
Product: zinc finger protein 397-like
Exons: 2
Coding region: 197-973 (258 amino acids)
Biological process (GO): regulation of transcription by RNA polymerase II
Cellular component (GO): chromosome
Molecular function (GO): chromatin insulator sequence binding
Source: RefSeq, a predicted model, not a curated record
UGUCGUGAAGUGUCGUGUCACAAAAAAAAUGUCAACAAUAUAUCGUAAAAGAUGUUUGUUAGUUAUUUUAAAAAACAAAAUAUAGGUAGUAUCGCAAAAAUUUUCAAAAGUUACAUACCAAAAUCUAACAUGAUGUAAAAAUAUUUAAGUUUCUGUCAUGGAAAAAUAUGCAAUGGUCUCGAAAGCAUCGUAAACAAUGGCCUACGUCAAAAGUACCAACUCUGAAGAAAAUAAAGUAAAUUUCAAACGGACCAGUAGCCUGAAUAAUUAUUAUCUUUGUCAUUAUUGUGAAAGAAAGUUUCUCAAGAAAGAAGUGAUACAGCAACAUGUUAUUACGUGCCUUAGUAAUAGAACGUGCAGGUGGUGUAGUUUAGUGUUUAAAAAUCGUGGGAAUUUAGUUACACAUGCGUAUUACAUACACAACGAUAAAAGUGUAAAAACGAAACAAGCACCAACAAACACAUGUGAAGCCUGCGGUAAAUCAUUCAACAACAGCAGUGGACUGAAGUACCACAUAAGACGAGCCCAUUUUAAUUUAGUAGCAGAUGUAACAUCGUAUGACCAGAGAGCAAUAAACGAAGUAUGGUACGAAAAUGUACUAAAUGGAGACAGCGUAGUGGAAAUAAAGAAAGCUGGACCAAAUUUAGUAUUAAUAAGGAAAGUGGAUAUCAAUGAAGAAGUUAAUCCGAACGAUGGUAAAGUAUCGGUAGAUUUGACUACAUUGUACCCAACUGGGAAUCAAAUGACGACAAUAAUUUGCGAUAUUUGCGAGGUCGAAAUGCUGAAAAGGGAUUUUAAAAAGCAUUACGAUGAGAAACACGGUAAACUGAAGAAGCACCACUGCAACAAUUGCAAUGUUACGUUUAAAAGGUCGUAUUUGUUUAUUAGGCAUACCUGUAAUAAGAAUAAAUCGAGGAGGAAAAGGAUGCCGCAGAUUAGUAAAGUAGAAAGUUAUACUGCGAUAUCUGUAUGA